AUGUAUCUCCACAGGGUUGAGUUUACAGCCCUUGCUGCAGAUCCAUCUGUAGUCAAUCUUGGUCAGGGGUUUCCAGAUAUAUCACCUCCAUCUUAUGUCAAAGAAGGUCUUGCUCAAGUGUCGGCUGUGGACAGACUGAAUCAGUACACACGUGGCUUUGGUCACCCACCACUGGUAGAUGCCCUCUCUCAGGUUUAUGGCAAAGUGACUGGAAGGAAGAUCAAUCCAAACAAAGAUAUCCUUGUAACAGUGGGAGCAUAUGGAUCCCUUUUCAGUGCAAUCCAGGGGUUAGUAGAAGAAGGUGAUGAAGUGAUAAUUAUUGAUCCAUUUUACGACUGUUAUGAGCCUAUGAUAAAGAUGGCUGGGGCGAUGCCUGUCCACAUUCCACUGAGAUAUAAGGAUAGUGGAAAAGGAACAGUAUUGAGUUCUGACUGGGUUUUAGACCCUGGAGAACUAGCCAGCAAAUUCAGUUCCAAGACAAAGGCCAUUAUACUGAACACUCCAAACAAUCCUAUGGGCAAGGUAUACACAGCACAAGAGUUACAGGUCAUUGCAGAUUUGUGUAUAAAACAUGACACACUCUGUAUUAGUGAUGAAGUCUAUGAAUGGUUGGUGUUCUCUGGAAGCCGGCAUGUAAAAAUAGCAACUUUACCAGGAAUGUGGGAAAGGACUAUAACGAUAGGAAGUGCGGGAAAAGCAUACAGUGUUACAGGAUGGAAGAUUGGUUGGUCUAUUGGUCCUGAGCAUCUUAUUAAACAUUUACAAACUGUCCAUCAGAAUGUCUUGUACACCUGCGCUACUCCAUUACAGGAGGCCCUGGCCCAUUCUCUCUUCAAGGACUUCAAAAGGAUGGAUGAACCAGAAUGCUAUUUCAACUCACUACCCCGGGAAUUAGAAGCCAAGCGUGACCGAAUGGCUUGCUUGCUUCAGGAAGCUGGACUAAAGCCAGUUGUUCCAGAAGGAGGAUAUUUCAUGAUUGCAGAUGUUUCUGCACUCGGUAACAAACUAUGUUCACUCUGA
Molecule: messenger RNA, 1020 nt
Organism: Staurois parvus
Lineage: Eukaryota; Metazoa; Chordata; Amphibia; Anura; Ranidae
Source: the annotation of a GenBank genome assembly